AUGUCGACACCUACAACCGCAACGGCCCUUCUCCCGCCGACACACUACCGCCUCCACCCUCCAUACUCUUCCAACUAUCGCACAACAACAACCGCGAAUUCACUGCUGCCCACAACGGCAGUCGUGGACCACCAGCCGGCGUUGCAGAGUCCGGCUCGCCCUCAGUCUUACUACUACCAUCACCAGCCUGCCGCCAACGCGGGCUACAGUCUGACGGAUGGCGUAGCCCAGAGUUCACAACCCGUGCCUCGACCCCCUCACAGCCACUACAGCCAUCAAGACUCCAACUCGUCCGCGACUGCUCGCUUUGACGACAGCUAUACUUCCACCAUGCCAAACACGACGACGACAACUUCCGGCGUCGUCCCUGCCACUGGUCGCCCUGUCGCUGAGGACCAGCCGUCCAGGAAGCGUCGGCGCUCUCGGGAGCCCGAUUGGAACAAUUUCUACCGGAACGGCCUCCCCAAGGAAAUCAUUGUCAUUGACGACACGCCUGAGCCUGAGGCCAACACGGGCCGCAAGAUCACAAAUGGUAAUACCAUCGUGCCCGACUCGGCCGCCGCCGCCGCUGCUCAGCAGGCCGCGAAAAAGCGAAGACGAGACGACCCGCCGCUGGGCUACCACGUCCAGUAUUUGGGCGGUUCUCACACAGGCUCGCACACAAACACGCCCUUGCCCAACGCCGCCACGCCUGCUGGCUCUACCCUCUCCAGCGACCGAACAAACUCGGCAUUGAACACCACCGCGCCCACGUCUCUCUCGUCAAAUAGCCAGUAUGAUGAGCUGGCCGCGCCAUUAAAGCGCAAGCGCACCACCCGCCAGCAGGCUGCCAACGAGGCCAAGCGAAGGGAUGUUGACGGCCUGGGAGGCGCCUACAUGGCCUACAAGCCUCCCCCUUACCCGCCCAAGAAGUCUGCUGAGGUUCCCGUUAGAGUCAUUCAUGAUCGUCACUAUAGCAAAAAUGCCAAGGUCGAUGAUGAUGAUGGCCACUACAUCGUUGUCCCAGAUGCGGAACUUACUGAAAAGUACCAGAUUGUCCGUCUCCUUGGUCAGGGUACCUUUGGUAAAGUGGUCGAAGCCAGGGACGUCAAGAGAAACAAGCCCGUGGCUGUCAAGAUCAUCCGAUCCGUCCAGAAAUAUCGCGACGCUUCCAGGAUCGAGCUUCGCGUGUUGGCUACGCUCAAGGCCAACGACGAAGAGAACAGGAAUCGGUGCAUUCACCUGCGAGACUGUUUUGACUACCGCGGCCACAUUUGCAUCGUCAUGGAUCUUCUCGGCCAAAGCGUCUUCGACUUUCUCAAAGGCAACGGUUUUGUGCCUUUUCCCAACAGCCAGAUCCAGAACUUUGCCAGACAGCUCUUCACCAGCGUAGCAUUCCUUCACGACUUGAACUUGAUUCAUACCGACCUCAAGCCGGAGAAUAUUCUCUUGCAGGCAUCUCAGCGACGGGUGCUUCUUGACACCGAGAUUCGUUUGAUCGAUUUUGGAUCAGCUACGUUCCAAGACGAAUAUCACUCAUCGGUUGUCAGUACCCGCCAUUAUCGUGCUCCCGAGAUCAUCCUUGGCUUGGGCUGGUCUUUCCCCUGCGACAUUUGGAGCAUAGGAUGCAUCCUGGUCGAGUUUUUUACUGGCGAUGCCUUGUUCCAGACACACGAUAAUCUAGAACACCUAGCCAUGAUGGAGGCUGUCGUUGGCUCUAGGAUAGACACCCAUCUUGUCCAAGCGGUCAACAAGAUGUCUACAAGGAGUGGAGGAAAUCCUGCUUCCAAGUACUUCAAGAGACUUAGGCUCGAUUAUCCAACCCCCGACACAACCAGGGGUUCCAGACGCUUUGUUAAGGCCAUGAAGCACCUAAGCGACAUAAUCCCUUCAAACUCAACCUUUUUCAAGAACUUCCUUGAUUUGCUGAGGAAGAUAUUCGUCUACGAUCCUGCGCACCGCAUCACGGCCAAGCAGGCCCUUAACCACCCGUGGUUCAAAGAAAUGGCCCAGCCUGACGACGGAACCGAGGCCGCCAAGAUUCGCUUCGAACGGAGACGACUAGAGGUGGACAAGGCGAGACAGCACGCCCACUAUGUUGGAUGA
Trichoderma breve is the source of this 2085-nucleotide messenger RNA. RefSeq names its product protein kinase domain-containing protein. The record is from RefSeq and is a predicted model, not a curated record. The transcript is spliced from 7 exons. Lineage: Eukaryota; Fungi; Ascomycota; Sordariomycetes; Hypocreales; Hypocreaceae. Gene Ontology annotation, biological process: protein phosphorylation. Gene Ontology annotation, cellular component: nucleus. Gene Ontology annotation, molecular function: protein kinase activity; ATP binding. Bases 1 to 2085 code for a protein of 694 amino acids.